Messenger RNA from Pistacia vera, 891 nucleotides. Its product is annotated as eukaryotic translation initiation factor 3 subunit G-like. Gene Ontology annotation, cellular component: cytoplasm; eukaryotic translation initiation factor 3 complex. Gene Ontology annotation, molecular function: RNA binding; translation initiation factor activity. The record is from RefSeq and is a predicted model, not a curated record. The coding region runs from base 1 to 891 and encodes 296 amino acids. Lineage: Eukaryota; Viridiplantae; Streptophyta; Magnoliopsida; Sapindales; Anacardiaceae. The transcript has 2 exons.
AUGGCAACAACACUUGCUUUACUACCAAAGCCACGGUGGUCUGACGUCGCUGAUGAUGAUGAUGGUAAUGGCGAGGAUCUGAACUCUCGUCUUCUUCCUCCAACCGAAGUGAUAGGUCCUGACGAGAAUGGGAUAAAGAGAGUGAUUGAAUACAAGUUCAAUGAUGAAAGAAAGAUCAUCAAGGUCACCACCGUUUCCAGGGUGAAAAAAAUCAAAACGGUUGUCAAUAAACGAGUUCUUGAGCGGAGGUCUUGGACUAAAUUUGGCGACGCCGUGAAUGAGGACGUCGGCACUAGGCUUACUGUCACCUCUACUGAGGAUAUAUUGCUUGAAAGGCCCAAGGCUCCAGGAAGCACAACUGAGGAAAUCAUAGCUGCAGGAGACUCUUUGGGCCAAAAAGGUGGGGCUAUUCUCAUGGUUUGCCGAAAUUGUGGCAAGAAAGGUGACCACUGGACGGCUAGGUGUCCUUACAAGGAUCUUGCUGCACAAGCCGAAGCCUCGAAUACGAAUGAUGCUAAUCCAAAUGCAGCACCUUCUUCUUCUGGGACUGCCAUGACUACUUAUAUCCCACCAAGUAAGAGAGGAGGUGCUUUAAGCAGCAGCAUUAAAGGAUCAGACAUGACGCGAAUGCAUAAUGAUGAAAAUGGGGUUAAAGUCAGAAACAUAUCCGAAGACGCUUCUGAAGCUGACUUGCGAGAUCUCUUUGGUGUUUUUGGACCGCUCACUCGUGUUCAUAUCCUCUGUGAUCGCAAGACUGGUUGUAGCAGAGGUAUUGGCUUCGUGAAUUUUGUCAAGAAGGAAGAUGCUGUGAGAGCUAUUCAAAAGCUUGAUGGCUAUGGUUAUGAUAGCCUCAUCCUUAGAGUUGAGUGGGCUGCAUCAAGACCAAAUUAG